AUUUUUACUUUUUUUUUUCUUAAUAGGAAAAAAGUUCCAGGUUCAGGAAAACGAGAACGGAUCAAAAGCUUCUUCACACUUUGGGUCGAAAGGGUUAUUCACGUAUAGCUCGUGAAAUGAGAAAAAAGAAUCCGGAUUUAAAGGGGUUAAGAACUAUAGUAUGGAUGCAUGGACAUCUUAGAAACGAUGGUACACCGAUAAAUGAAGCAGUUGCCGCAACUUUGAAAAGGAUAGAAGAUUGUUUCCAAUCAAUUUCUGAUACACCAGCAGAAAAUUCCAUCCGCGAUGAUGCUAUUGCUCGAGUUUUAGGUCCUGAGCAUCGUGGAAGAGUUAGAGGACUUGGAUUUGGAGUUGCACCAUCGAAAGUGGAUGGACAAAUUCAAAGUAAUGGGAGAGUGAGAGAACUUGAAGAAAAGGUUGGAGCGCUAGAAGAAAAGGUUGAAGCACUUCUUCAAUUAUCUCAACAGAAUCAAAACAAGAAUGUAGACGACAUGAGUUCAUGUGCUUUUACUCAGUCACAACACGAAAGUGGUAUCUACAGAGGGAUUGUACAUAUGGAAAAUGCAAGGUGUCAACUGUUGUAUUGGUACAUAUUUGAAGAGGAGGAAAUUGUAGCUGAAGGAAGGAUUGCAUCGACAGACCCAAGUGCAAAGGUCCAUCACGUACCAAUCGGAUGAGAUUGUUGGAAGGUGUGGAUUGAGG
Olea europaea var. sylvestris is the source of this 702-nucleotide messenger RNA. RefSeq lists its product as uncharacterized. The transcript is spliced from 5 exons. The coding region runs from base 117 to 677 and encodes 186 amino acids. The record is from RefSeq and is a predicted model, not a curated record. NCBI's taxonomy places the organism in Eukaryota, Viridiplantae, Streptophyta, Magnoliopsida, Lamiales, Oleaceae.